Messenger RNA from Myxocyprinus asiaticus (Chinese sucker), 9872 nucleotides. Its product is annotated as death-inducer obliterator 1-like. The transcript has 18 exons. The record is from RefSeq and is a predicted model, not a curated record. Lineage: Eukaryota; Metazoa; Chordata; Actinopteri; Cypriniformes; Catostomidae. Gene Ontology annotation, biological process: DNA-templated transcription; apoptotic signaling pathway. Bases 1764 to 9404 code for a protein of 2546 amino acids. Gene Ontology annotation, cellular component: nucleus.
CAACAAGAAAAGAAAAUGGAGGUCAGAACGUUGCAUUGACUGCAGGCUGAACAAAAUUAAUGCUAACAAGAGAACAAAUUGAAAAGAUGUACAACAUUUUAUCUUGCUUUACAAUUUUGAUACAUGGUUUAAGUUAAAACAACCACAUCAUUUACUAAUUCUUAAUUUCUCUGUGUAACUUGACCUGAUACUAAGCCUAUCAUGAUGAUAAAAUGAUCUUCUAAUCAUGGUUAUUUGAUUAAUUUUUUUGCACUCCAAAUUCCAAUCACAUUUUACUGUCCAAAUAAGGGAAUUUUAAGCGGAUAUGUAAAUGCUAUGAAUGACGCAUUUCUGUUUCUCAUUCGAUUGAACUCCGACCAUCUCACUGAAGGCUAAAGCUUGAGUAGACUUCAUUUUCCCAUGUUCCGGGUCGUCUCGCACACGGCCAAGCGCUCAGCCUUUCAAAGCAUUCGUGACUGUAAGCGAAUAUGAGCAUAUUUGACGUGUGAGCACUAUGACUGCUUUGUAAUACUCUCUUAGUAUGGUCAACAGCAGACGCAUGCGCUGACGAUGCACACAGAUAAGGACUGUAUGCAUGUCAACAAUAUCUGGUCCGCACAUGCAGACUGUGCUGAAAAUGACAUUUGCAUCACGCAUACUGUACUGUGCACAUUCCGUAUGCAUCUGCAGAGGUUUGCUUCAAACUCCUGCAGAAAUAUAAUUGAGGAUUUUGAUAGUGUACACAAAGCGUUUUGUUUUUAACUUUAACAAUCUUGUAAUGGCAAAUGUUCUUGGUCAUUGUGGGUUCAUACACGCAGUGUUAAUGACACGGCCUUUAAACGGUUAAAGCUAUUCCUUCAUACGAAAUAAGGGCUUGUGGGUUUAAUAGAAGAGCACACAAAUAACAUGUGAAAGUUAAGAAUUUAGGACAGAAAUAUUUAACUAUUGCAUACUUUAAUAAAAUGUAAUUUAACAGUUAUUCAGUUUGGCUGGGUUACAUAAACAACAGUGUCAAAUAAAAUUUGGCUAAGACUAAAAAGAGAGACUGAUAUUUGAAGUAUUUGGAAAUAUUUUGAUAUUUAAAAUAUUAUGUUUCAUGUAAUUCAUAGAUUUUUAAAGCCUUAAAGUCACAGUGAACUGUCUUGAUGAGUGCAGUUCUAUUUGGUGUUUUGGAGUAUUUCCUACUGAAACUGGAAGUGGGGGUGGGACAUGUCGAACGGCUUGUCCCUUUAAAAAAAAUGCCAAUAGGCUUUAGUUUACAGUCACAAACACACACAACCCUUUUCACCAUGCCAGAGCCGGUUACCGGUGAAACUGAGAACCGAUCUCAAUAUCAGCUUGCUUUUGCAGUGACGUGAGAACCGAAUGAUGAUCUAACUGACAACAUUAAUACAUAACCCGCCCACAAACGCACACAGCACAUCGCUGUCUUUGCUUACGAUGAGGCUGGAGCUGUUGUGCAAGUCCAGUGCAGAUGAAUGAGAAACAAGCGAGUGAAAGAUAACAAUAUUUCCAAGUUUUGAAUCACAAAACACUAAAUAUUAAGAAUAAAGAACACAUACUCGUACUGUACAUCCCAAGAUGCCUAUGAAAAUGCCUGCAAUAAAAAAAUAUGAAUACACUCCAGCCACUUUCUCCCCAUCCGACUUGUUUCAUCAGAAGUGAUCACCCCGGGAAACAUUCAGAAAAGUAUCUCUAAUAGAAGAGUUUCAGUCUUCAUUGUUGACAAGCCUGGAAGGUUGAUACAAACAGAUAUUCUGUUUCAAAAGUAGUGUCUCUCUGCUAUGGAGGAGAGUGUGAGCCCUGAGCUGGCUCAAGCCCCAGAGCCUGAGUCCAGCCAGGAUCCAGUGGAUACCAGCUCACAAGAACCAACAUCGGUCUUAGAAGAAGUCAAAGAUCAAAAAGACCCUGAUUAUGUUGGUGAAGAUAAAAUAGAGGACCCUGAAAAAUCCAAGCCCUCUCGUGAGUUUAAGAAGACUUGGGGCUUUCGUCGGACUACCAUAGCUAAGAGGGAAGUCCCAGCAGAGAUGGUAGCAGAGACCCCAGAGGGCAAAAGCGCCCCAGUGCGUCGCAGCGGUAGGCAGGCUAAGCGCACAGAUAAACUGGAAGAGUUUCUGGUCACUGUGAAGCGUGGAAGAGGAACGGGAAGAAGGAGUUGUCCCUCACGAUUUGAGGGAGGGGAUCCUCCAUCUCAGACCCCAACUGAUGCCGAAACAGCCUCCGAAGCCAGCUUUGAUGGAAAUGCAGAGGCCAAAACAGAGGAACAGAAAGUUGCCUCCCCAGGAAAAAGGAAAAGGGGCCGAGGAAGGACAAGGAGAGCGGUCAAGCGUAAAGCGGUUGGUGAUUCAGACAGUGAUGACGGCAGCUCUGAAAACGAAGAGGAAGCUGGAUGUGAAGUAACCAAAGAGUCUCAAGAACAUGUUGAGACUGGGGCCAGUGUUGAAGAUGGAAAGGAUGAGGAAUUAAAAGAUGAAGAACAAGUGAUGGAUGUGAAGAAAGAGGAAGAUGGGGAGGAGGAGGAGAAGUGUAAGAAGAGCAAAGAGAAGUCCCCAAACGAGUCCAUAAGUAGACGACCUUCCAGAGCAAUCAGUAAAGACUAUAAAAGAGACACUAAUCCCAAAGCUGAAGCAAAGCUCUGCAAAGAGGAGGAGGAGGAGGAUGAUGAUGAGUCGUCGUCAUCGUCCAGUGAGUCCGACAGCGACGGCUAUGACCCUAAUGCACUAUACUGCAUCUGCAGGCAGAAGCACAACAAAAGAUUCAUGAUCUGCUGCGAUCGUUGUGAGGAGUGGUUUCAUGGCGACUGUGUUGGCAUCACUGAGGCACGGGGCCGACUGAUGGAGAGAAAUGGAGAGGACUACGUCUGUCCUAAAUGCAACACACAGAAGGGGCAGAUUCCCAAGACCAAUGCGUCCACUGCAGAAGCAGAGAAUGGCAAACGGCCAGUAGCUGGCCCUCGUAAAACAGAGUCCAGUCCUGAUGCUGGCAGCACAUCAUCUACAUCAAGCACUGCUAUAGCUGCUACAGAGGAGAAAGCUGCUGGUGACCUGGGCAUAAAGGGCAGGAUCGAGAAGGCUACCAAUCCAAGUGGGAAAAAGAAAAUAAAGAUUUUCCAGCCGCAGGUGACUGCAGCCGAGGGGUCUUCUCUCCCAAAGUGCAUUGGCCCUGGAUGUGAGAGAGAUGCCCUCCCUGACACCGUCUACUGUGGGAAUGACUGCAUACUCAGACACGCCGCAGCCGCCAUGAAGACCAUUACCAUAGAUGGAAAAGACUCCAAACAGAAAGAAAGGGGCAAGCCUAAAAAGAACACUAAUAAAUCGCUGCAUAAGAGGGGUUCUGGCCCUAAAAGGAGAUCCUCUAACCAAGCUGACACUAAGGAAUCAGAGUCUCAGACAGAUGAGGAUGACGAUGAUGAAGACAAACAUGCUGAGGAGCAACCGCCUCCGCCAGCCAUGUCAUCCUGGUCCAGUGACCAUAAUUACAUUGCAGUAACGCCAGAAAAGACUACACCCUUAUCAGCAUCUGUGUUAAACAAAGCGUCAGCUAUCCAAAAAGACAAAGACAAGGAGGACAAUGAAGGAGUCAAACCAGAGAAGGAGACAACAUCUGCUGACAAGAAAUCUCCUGCUUCAAAUGUUGCUCCCAAAGGUGGGAAAAAGUCUCCUGCCUCAAAAGGCAUAAAAGGAGCUGCUGCCACCUCUACUCCUACCAAAGGCAAAACAAGUACAGCACCUUUGAGCAGUGCCAGAGACUUGAGGAAACGGCCCCCACCACAAUGCAAAUUGGGCAAAUCCAAGAAGCCAGGACCUCCACCACCACCACCAAUUCCUGUCUUAUCGCCAUCAGGCCCUCCAGGAUCUCGGCACCAUGCCUCUGGAGCUCUCAGAGUUGCCAAAAGCACCUUUACAAUCCCCAAAAAGCAGCCACAGACUGUGCCAAAGGAAUCUGCAGAGGCUGGUCCCUCUCCAAUUUCUAGAACCCCACCCUCACCAAUGUCAUCCAUUCCGUCCAUUCAACAUCCAGUGUCUAAACCAACCCAACCUCCACCCCCCUCUGCUCCACCACAGCCACCACCCAACAACCAGAUGAGAUCCAACAUCAGACGGUCACUGACUGAUAUUCUGUACAAAAGGGUGAGUGACAGUGAUGAUCUAUCCAUGUCUGAGAAUGAAGUGGGAAAGCUGGCGAUCAGCAUUGAGAAGGAGAUGUUUAGUCUUUAUAUGAACACUGAUAACAAGUACAAGAACAAGUACAGGUCCCUUAUGUUCAACCUGAAGGACCCUAAAAACAAGGGCCUGUUCUAUCGUGUGGUUGGUAGUGAGAUCAGUCCUUUCAGGCUGGUAAGGUUGAGUCCAGAAGAACUUCUUUCCAAGGAGAUGUCAGAUUGGAGAAAGACUGAGAUCUCUGAGGGUCUGGAUAUAAGUGGGAGAUCCCAACCAGGACAGCCCAAAACUGGAUCCAGACAAGAAGGUGCACCCCCAGAUGUAGACAUGGAGGAAGCUCCUCCAAUGUCUGAUGGAGAUGUAUGUAUGCCUGCCACUUCCCAAUCUCCCUGCUUGGCUUCUGCUGCUGACCCCCAGGAGGACACACGUCCUACUUCUGUGCCACACACCUCUAUCUCCACUGGGAAGAGCAGUGCAAUGCCAGAUAUCUUCAGUAGUAUGCUUAAAGACACUACAGCAGAGCACAGGGCUCAUCUGUUUGACCUAAACUGCAAGAUCUGUACAGGUCAGAAGUCUGCUGAUGACGAACCACCGUCCAAAAAAAACAAAAUGUCUGUCUCUAAAAAGCCAGAGCCACCUGUUAAAUCUAAACUAGAGCCACGGUCUUCUAAAGUCCCUGCUGUAGAACCUUCCCAAAUGUCGUCUUAUUCUGGUGUUGAGACUGCUGUGCCUGAUACUAUGUCUGUGAUGGAAGAUCCAAGCAGUGUCUUGACAGUUGUCCAGGCCCCAGUCACUGCAGCUGUACCAGCAGUCUCCUCCGUUACAAUAACUCGAAGGGAUCCUCGUACUGCAGGUCACCGGUCAUCUCUGCCUGUGUCUCAGACUGUUCCUGAUAUUAGUGUUCCAACAAUGCCAGCCAGUAUCCCGGUUUCUGAGCCUGUGGUUGUUGAAACAAAGGGUCCAUUGCCUAUGCCCCCUCCUGCCCCAGCAUCGGUACCCAGACCUGUGAUGCAAAAACCGCCAUCUUCGCAAGAUGUGCGGCACUAUGGGUCCAAUACUGCCAGCAGUGCAUCAGAACCCCGUCCUGAGGGUGAAACAGCUUUGUUCUUGUCUGGUCAGGAAAUGAUGUGGAAAGGGUUGAUAAACAUGCACACUGUUGCCAAGUUCGUCACGAAAGCCUACAUGGUUUCUGGAUCAUUCGAGCAUAUUAAGGAGGACUUGCCUGACACCAUUCAUAUUGGUGGAAGAAUAUCGCCCCACACGGUGUGGGAUUAUGUGGGAAAGUUGAAGACUUCACUGUCAAAAGAACUCUGUCUCAUUCGUUUUCAUCCUGCGACUGAAGAGGAGGAGGUGGCGUAUGUGUCUCUGUUUUCUUAUUUCAGUAGCCGUAAGCGGUUUGGGGUAGUGGCUAACAGUAACAAGCGCAUUAAAGACCUCUACCUUAUCCCUCUGAGCUCAAAAGACCCACUGCCUGCAAAGCUCCUACCAUUUGAUGGACCAGGGCUGGAGCCAGCACGUCCCAAUCUCCUCUUGGGGUUGUUGAUUUGCCAGAAGGACAAGAAGCGUCCUGGAGCCCCUCUGGAGAAUGAGGAAAAACGUCCUAAAACUCUAAGGGAUGAUGAAACAGGCCUUCCAAAACCAUCCAUUGUUAGUAAAUUUGAAAUAAAACAGGACAAAGGUCUUCGAUCUAGUCUUGAUGCCAUAAGCACUACUCCCCCAGGCACCCCACCACCCCUCAAUGCCUCUGAGUCUUCAAGUUCUGUUGCAACUUCUGUGUUUUCCAUCCUCUCUAAUGUUAAAGCACCUGACAUCACCACUAGCACAGGCAAUAAUUCUCCAUCAUCCAAUGUCACAGCAGCACCUGCGGUCUCUUCCACACCACUUCAGACUAUCCUGAAAACACUUUUUGGUAAGAAGAAACAAGAUUCUGAUGUCUCGUUGUCACCUUCAGAUCAAAAUGCUGUAGAGGUCUCUGUGCCUUCUGUGUCUCUGCUAGACCCAAUUGUACAGCAGUUUGCAAUAAGCAAGGGUAAAGAGGUUGAAGUACAGGAUGAUAGACCAUAUGAUCCUGAGGAAGAAUAUGACCCAACUGUUGGCUAUGGUACAGAAAAAACCCCUGAUACAACAAAAGUAUCUGCAGCAAUUAAGCCAGCAGAGGUCUCCUCUAGUGUGGUGGAUGACAUUGCUUAUGACCCUGAGGAUGACUCUAUUUUUGAUGAUGUUAGGGUUGAUCCAGGUGCUAAGAAAUUAACUGAGCAGCAGAAAGUGCUUGAAGACAACAAACAAACUGAGGAACCGAAACGGCAGUUAGAGGGUCAUAAGGAACCAAUUAAUCAACAAAUACCAGAGACUUUGAUUUCUCAGCCUGUUACAUCUCUGCUGGCUAACAGUCAGUUGUUGCAGCUUGGUAAAAAGGUUGAGGAAUUAGUAGCAAAGAGCUCAGCUGCUCAAAUUAUUAACCAGAGAAGAGACCCAAGGCAGAGUAGGGAUCCUAGACAGGCAGCUGCAAACAGAAGACAGACGUCUGAUUCUAUAGAGAAAGAGGAGCAAUCUCCUGUUACUAUAGACACAUCUCUACAGCAAGCUGCAGUGAUAGAGACACCGUCAUCAGAAGCCUGCACAACCACAGACACACAAACAACACAGCUGGACAUUACUGUUGAUACGUCAGUAGAGCAACCUCCUACAACCACAGACAUGCCUCUUUCACAAGUCACUGCCAUUUUGGAUUCUCAACAAGUGCAGCCUGACAUCCUGCAACCAGAAUCAUCCAAGCCUGCGGAAGAGAGCAAAAGUGAAGUGGUGCCUUUCCUUAAUACAGAGAGCACUAUUACAGAGAGCACAGAGGUUUCUAUUCCAUUAUUAGGGGACAAGAUCGACCCAGAGUUAGUUGAAAGCUAUAUGGAAAACGAACCAGAGGAACCCAAAAUUGAAGAUGAUCCCAUUGAAUCUGAGAGUAAAAGUUUUGAGGAGGUUUGGCCUAAUUCUGCAAGUAUUUUAAAAGCUGAUCAAGGUUCAUCCAGUGGACAGCCUAUUAAGUCCACUGCAACCACAUAUUACAACAUUUCAACAAUCAGUACCUCAUCAUCUGCUUCUAUACACUCAGGGAUGCCACAAAAUGUCAUCCAUGACAACUCAUCUUACAUGGAUUCUCACAGUUCCCAUAUACAACACAUAACAACAACAAACCCACCAAACAUUCCACCUCCAAUGUCUUUUCCUCCCCCUAUUGGCCCUCCACCCAUUCUUGGUCCACCUCCAUUGCAAGGCCCACCACCAAUGACUGUUCCACCACCCAUGCAUCUCCCUCCUCCAAUGUCAGGGCCACCGCCAAUGCCAAUUCCCCCAAUGCAAGGUCCACCUCCACCCCUCAUAGAAAAUGAUCCCUCUAAGUAUCCACCAACCGGAUCAUAUCCGCCUUACCAGAAUCAGUGGGGGAGCGGUUCUCAAUAUGAUGCUCCAAGAGGUCCACCCCCUCCUAAUUUUGCACCAAGAGGACCACCUUCAUUCCAACCAAUGGGUCAGAGAUGUCCUCCUCCUCAGAUAUUUGAUAAUUCUAUGAAUUCAGUGCCCCCUCAGCAUAUCAGACCAAGAGGCCCACUACCAGGGCCUCCACCACAUGGGCCACCCCCUCCCAACUUUGAUGGACAAAGAUUUAAUGGACCUCCACCUCCUUUUAACUUCUCUGGACCUAGGGGCCCACCUCUGCCAUUCCCAGGCCCCCCUCCAAAUCACUUUGAUAAUAGAGCCCACCCACCAUCCCACUUCCCAGGACCAAGAGGACCACUUCCCCCUCAUAACAUUGGGGACCAUGGACAGCCAUCUAAUAUUUCAAGAGGACCUGGUGAUAAAUAUGAUGAUGCUGGAAGCUCAUAUCAUCAGGGAAUGGAUAAACCCCAAAUACCCUCACAAGGGCCUCCUUUUAGGGGACCAUCACCAAACCACUUUGAUGGAAGAAGAGGACCCCCUGGUCCUACAGGUGAUAUGUCAGGACAGCGAUUUCCACCUGCAAUCCAGUUUCGUGGUUCACCUCAACACAGAGGGUCAUUUGAGGAACCACGGGGGAGUUCAUCUCAAGACUUCGAAAGGCACUGUGGACCAUCAGUGCAGCAGUUCGGUGGGCCAAGGGGUCCUCCACCAGGACAUUUUGAUAAGGAAGCUGUCGGCCAGCCAGCACGAUAUAGCUAUAAUGAUGAUAACCCAAGUGAUGUUAGACCUGUUCGUGGGCCUCUGCUUCCAACACCUCCUGAUGGUCCCAUCCCAGUACAGGGUCGUGUAGGUGGACACAGUCCAGACACCCACCGUGAUGACCACUGGAGGCGGCACUCCCCUGAAAUGAGGCGGCGAAGCUGCUCCACUAGAGAUGGUUCAGAGCCUCACAACCGUCCAAGUAGGUUUGAUGGUGGGUCUCGUGACAGAGAUGGCCCUUCACGAUUGUCUGAAGAGAGGCAGCGUGAUUUGUCUGAAGAUAGGAGGAGGGAGAGAGAUCGAGAAGGUGCUCAUGGUGGAAGAUCAUGGGGCUGGAACAGGGAACAUGAAUGGGACAGAGGCAGAGAAAGGGAUCGUGAAAGAGACCGGAGCAGAGAAAGAGAGAGGGAGCGGGGUCGCAGCCGGGAAAGGGAAAAGGAGCAUAGCAGAGAGAGGGAUCGCAGUAGGGGCAGAGAAUCUGAGCGAUACAGAGAUGGAGAUGGAGACAAAAGGAGAGACCGGGAUGGAGAUGGAGACAAGAGGAGGGACCGGGAUGGAGAUGCAGAUAAGAGGAGAGACCGGGAUGGAGAUGGGGACAAGAGGAGGGACCGGGAUGGAGAUGGGGACAAGAGGAGGGACCGGGAUGGAGAUGGAGACAAGAGGAGGGACCGGGAUGGAGAUGGAGACAAGAGGAGGGACCGGGAUGGAGAUGCAGACAAGAAGAGAGACCGGGAUGGAGAAGGAGACAAGAGGAGAGACCGGGAUCGAGAUAGAGACCGAGGCAGGGAGAGAGAGCAGGACAGAAAAGACCAUGAUCGAGAUCGAGCCAAGAACAGAGACCGAGAAAGAGAUCGUGACCGAGAUCGUGACAGCAGGGACAGGAGAAGAGAACGCUCAAGGAGUCGUGAACGAGAACGUGGAAAAGACCGUGACAGAAGAGAUCGGGAUAAAGAUAGAGGAAAGGAGAAAGACAGAGACAGACGGGACAGGAGCAGGAGCAAAGAAAAAAAUAAUUACAAAAGAGAAAGAUCUGACAACUGGAGGGCAAAGUCUACAGAGUCUGAAACUGCAUCAUGAAGUUCAUUCAUCUUGGAAGGACAUUUUUCUGAAUGUUUUUUUUCUUCUAAAUUUGUGUGGAUUUGAAAGUUGCGCUUGAACCUCCCUUUUUGUACCUUUUUUUUUUGUUUUGUUUUUUUUUUUUUGAAUAUUUUAUCCUUUUUACAUUUAAAGUCAUUGAUGCUGAUAACAUCUAUAGGUGUACUCCUAGUGAUAAUUUUGUCAGCACAAAAUACUCUCUCCACGUACUGCUGUUUUAUAUAAAGAAAAAAAACCUAUGAAAAGAAAGUAACAGAAAAAAAAAACAAUACAUGUAAAUAUGUAUGUAUUUGUGUAUAUACCGGUACGUUUUAACGACUUUUGUUUUUUUCAAAAUAGAGAAAUUGAAAGCCAUAUAGCUUUAAAAUUAUAAGGAAAAGAAAGUUGUCCUCAGUAGAAGGUCUUUGUAUCGUUAAAGCUCAAAUAAAUCCUCUCUGUGAUUAUAAUGAA